Molecule: messenger RNA, 5436 nt
Organism: Haliotis rufescens (red abalone)
Lineage: Eukaryota; Metazoa; Mollusca; Gastropoda; Lepetellida; Haliotidae
Product: mucin-2-like
Exons: 14
Coding region: 380-4678 (1432 amino acids)
Source: RefSeq, a predicted model, not a curated record
UACCAUUUUAGGAUGUGCAUUUACCACGACCGUUCCAAAGUGCUGUAGUUAAUGAAACGAAGAUAGAUGGUGAUAAACUUCUCAGUGGCACAAGGCAAUGGAAGGCUGACACACCAGGAUUCCCUGACAAUGACCACAUUAUUGUGUUCACAGCGAACGAUCUGUUCAUUGUGGCGAAAACCGGACAAACGAGAAACCUGCUUGGAUAUGCAUAUGUAGGAACAAUAUGUGAAACACCAAAUUACAGUGUGUCAGCUGUGGAAUACACUGACAACCUGGUUGACGACAUGCUCGUCACAACACACGAAGUCGGACAUCCGCUCAGCGCCUGGCAUGACGGGAAUACAACAACGCGUGUAACUCUACAUACGAGUACAUCAUGACCGGCAGCGGGUACAGCAGGACCCAUGUUCUUGACCACAACAACUACUACGUCUUUUCUACAUGCUCGUCACGCUACUUUCAAACCUUCAUCCAAGGAAUCCUAACAAACGGUUCAAAUGCCCAACAGCAAUGCCUACAGACGAGUCUCGAGCCGGCUUCUGUGACAAACAUCACGGGGACGAUGCCGGGGCAGCUCUACGACGCUCACACGCAGUGUCAAAUGAUGUUUGGGCCAGGCUUCGUCUUGCGAUCAGAUUUCAACAUAAGUAAUUCAGAAAACAUAUGCAAGAGAAUGGUCUGUGGCAAGGAACAGCUUAAAUCGUCCCGAAACGCUGCAGACGGAACGCCAUGUGGCGAUAAAAAGUGGUGUGUUGCUGGACACUGUGUGUUUUCCAUAGAUGCACCAGAACAAAACAAUACUGACUGUCUCUUUGGGAACCAGCCAAUCGUUUACCCGGCCAAUAGAACAUGUGCUGAGCUGAUAAGUGCAACACCACGUUUGUGCUACAAUCCUGGUUAUUUGACGGCCUGCUGUGAGACCUGUCCUAUCUACAAGAGAAAUGACGAAAACUGCCCAUAUGGAGAUCGAUAUAGAAACUGUGACACAAUUACUCAGGACAAGAAAGAUCUAUGCUACAACGAAGCAAAUGCCAGGGGUUGUUGUGAAACAUGUUCAGUUUACAAGUCGGCAGUAGCAAAUUGCACAUAUGGUGAUCGUUACUCUAACUGUGACACUGGUAUUACUCAGGAACGGAAAAGUCUUUGUUACAAUGAAAACAAUGCCUAUGGCUGUUGUGAGACUUGCUCAGCCUACUCAUCAGGAGGUGACUGUCCAUAUGGCGAUAACACGUUUACUGGCCCAUGUGCCUAUAGCAACUGUAUCACUUCCGGUCCCGACUACAUUGGAAGGUGUUGUGACACUUGUCGCAAUUUUACGUCACAAUCUUCCACAACUACAACAGCUACUACUGUACCCACAACUACAACAACAACAACAACUACUACUGUACCAACAACUACCACAACUUCACUAACAUCUACCACAAAUGCACCAAUAACUACCACAACUACUCAAACAACUACCACAAUUACACCAAUUACUAUCACAACAACUAACACUACACUAACAUCUACCACAACGGCACCAAGAACUACUGGACCUACAACAACGUCCACAAGUACGCCAUCAACUACCACAACUACAUCAACAACUACUACAAUUACCACAACGACUGCCACAGCUACACAAACAACUGUCACAACUACUACUGUACCAACAAAUACCACGAUUACACCUACAACUACCACAACUGCACCAAUAACUACCGCUUUACCAACUACCACAAUUACACCAACUACCACUACUACACUAACAUCUACCACAAUUACACCAACAACUUACACAACUGCACCAACAACUACACCAACUGCACCAACAGCUACAACAUCAACUACCACGACUGCCCCAACAACCUCAACUACUACACCAACAACUACCACAACGGCACCAACAACUACUAGACCUACAACAACUUCCACUAGUACGCCAUCAACUACCACAACUUCAUCAACAACUACUACAAUGACUGCCACAGCUACACCAACAACUACUAUAACUUCACUAACAUCUCCCACAACUGGACCAAUAACUACAACUUUACCAACUACCACUACUACACUAAUAACUACCACAAUUACACCAACAACUACCACAACUACACAAACAACUACCACAUCUACACCAAAACCUAUCACAACUACACUAACAUCUACCACAACUGCACCAAUAACUACCACAACUACACCAACAACUACCACAACUGCACAAAUAACUACCACUUUACCAACUGCCACUACUACACCAAUAACUACCACAAUUACACCAACAACUACCACAACUGCAACAACAACUACACCAACAACUACCCCUACUCCCCCAACAACUACCACUACUCCCGCAACAGCUACCACAACUACACAAACAACUACCACUUUACCAACUACCACUACUACCCCAAAAACUACCACAAUUACACCAACAACUACCACAACUGCAACAACAACUACACCAACAACUACCACUACUCCCCCAACAACUACCACAACUACACAAACAACUACCACAUCUACGCCAAAAACUAUCACAACUACACUAACAACUACCACAACUGCAACAACAACUACACAAACAACUACCACAUCUACGCCAACAACUAUCACAACUACACUAACAUCUACCACAACUGAACCAAUAACUACCACAACUACACCAACAACUACCACAUCUACGCCAAAAACUAUCACAACUACACUAACAUCUACCACAACUGCAACAAUAACUACCACAACUACACCAACAACUACCACAAUUACACCAAUUACUAUCACAACAACUAACACUACUCUAACAUCUACCACAACGGCACCAACAACUACAACUUUACCAACUACCACUACUACACUAAUAACUACCACAAUUACACCAACAACUACCACAACUACACAAACAACUACCACAUCUACACCAACACCUAUCACAACUACACUAACAUCUACCACAACUGAACCAAUAACUACCACAACUACACCAACAACUACCACAACUACACCAACAACUACCACAACUGCACAAAUAACUACCACUUUACCAACUACCACUACUACACCAAUAACUACCACAAUUACACCAACAACUACCACAACUGCAACAACAACUACACCAACAACUACCACCUCUCCCCCAACAACUACCACUACUCCCGCAACAACUACCACAACUACACAAACAACUACCACUUUACCAACUACCACUACUACCCCAAAAACUACCACAAUUACACCAACAACUACAACAACUGCAACAACAACUACACCAACAACUACCACUACUCCCGCAACAACUACCACAACUACACCCACUACUACCCCAAAAACUACCACAAUUACACCAACAACUACCACAACUGCAACAACAACUACACCAACAACUACCACUACUCCCGCAACAACUACCACAACUACACAAACAACUACCACAUCUACACCAACAACUAUCACAACCACACUAACAUCUACCACAACUGCACCAAUAACUACCACAACUACACCAACAACUACCACAAUUACACCAAUUACUAUCACAACAACUAACACUACUCUAACAUCUACCACAACGGCACCAACAACUACAACUUUACCAACUACCACUACUACACUAAUAACUACCACAAUUACACCAACAACUACCACAAUUACACCAAUUACUAUCACAACAACUAACACUACUCUAACAUCUACCACAACGGCACCAAGAACUACUGGACCUACAACGUCCACUAGUACGCAAUCAACUACCACAACUCCAUCAACAACUACUACAACUACCACAACGACUGCCACAGCUACACAAACAACUGUCACAACUACAACUGUACCAACAACUACCACUACUCCCCCAACAACUACCACAACUGGACCAAUAACUACCACUUUACCAACUACCACUACUACACCAAUAACUACCACAAUUACACCAACAACUACCACAACUGCAACAACCACUACACCAACAACUACCACAAAUACACAAACUACCACUUUACCAACUACCACUACUACCUCAAUAACUACCACAAUUACACCAACAACUACCACAACUGCACCAACAGCUACACCAUCAACAACAACUACUCCCCCAACAACCUCAGCUACUACACCAACAACUACAACAACUAUACCAGCUUCUACUACAACUUCACCAACUACCACAACUACACCAAUAACUACUAGACCUACAACAACUUCCACUAGUUCACCAACAACUACCACAACUACACCAACGACUUCUACAAAUACGCAAUUAACUACAACUACGCCAACUACAACGCCAACUACCACAACUACAUCAACAAUUCCUACAACUGCCAGCUCAACACAAAGUUCUUCACCUCCAUCAAAACAAGCUAACAGGACAAGAGUAGUGUCCAGCACAGCUACAGUCAUAGCAGCACCUACAUCCACAACUUUAGGCUCAUCUCCUCCUACCAUGACAGUUAAUGCUCUCAGUGAGCAAAAAAUAAUCAUAGGGGCGAUCUCCGCUCUCGGUCUCGGGAUAAUUGUCAUCCUCAUUGCUCUCAUCGUCUUUGUCAAAAGAGGCAUUUGCAGAAUGGGGACAAAACGAAAACCUCCGCCAACACGAACCGGAGACUUGGAUUACAUGGCUCCGCCUCUAGGAGUGUCUUCAAGGGGGUUCUCCUCAUACUCAACACGUUUUAAUGUUGGUCGAUUAGCCUAGGCAAUAAUACCAAGUACAGUUCAUUCCACUCAUGCCCAAUCAUAGUUUUAAGCAACGACAUUGACUAGACUUUUGAAACUGGUCUCCAGACUUACCCACCUUCAAAUAUUGAAAUAAAAAGUAGUCGGGUCCUAUUUGUUCGCCUGACAUUUAUUGUAAAUUUCUAGAACAUGAUGUGCGAUAUUACCAAUCAUAUGUAUUUUUCACCACUGUUCCUCCCAUAUCAAUUAGUCUGUUGAUCUGAUUAGAUGUUGGUUUAUUUAUUUAAAAGUGUAUGUUAUUUAGUCAAAAUGACAUGAAAUAUUUGACCAUUUUCAUUCAUAAUCGUUACAGCUCACAUAUUACCGCAGGCCAAUCAGCGUGUCAUACUUACAUAUACCUUUUUACAUUCCUGGUAUCAUCAUUGAUUUUCAGAGAUCCAUUCAUAGACUAAUUAUUCUCUUGCAUUGACGUUCUAUAUUGACAAUAUAUGGUCAGAUAUAUUUCUCGUUGACCUCUUUACUGUUCAUAUCACACAGUUCACAAACCGAUUUACUACAACAUAUAAACGAAACCAGUUUCUAUGAGUCAGAGUGUUAGGUGUAUAUCGCUUUUGUAACGUUGUUGAUGUACUUUCUUCAUGACUUACAAAAUUUGAGAACUUUAUGGCAUGUACUCAAUGAUGAAGGGAGGUUUGCAAGUUUAAAUAAACAUCUGUAUAUUUUAUUUACCUUUCCAUUAAUUUUUUGUACUAUUGUGUAAAUAAACUUAAAAUGCGA